UUUGUGCACUCAAGCUUCAAGCUGUUGCCAAGAGGUUUCAUGUGUUCUGUUGUCAUUCAAAUCCUGUAGCUUCAUAGGCACGCCUUGCAUUGCAAAACCCUCAAGUAAAACCUAAAAUCUAUGUUAAGUGUUCUCUUUUAAAACCUUUUAGGUCAAUUAGCAAUGGCUGCAGCAGAAAUCCCCAGUUAUAUUGUUUCUUCUCAGACUGAGAAGCACAGAAGGGCCAGGAAUUGGACCGAUGCAGAAAUGAGGGGCUUAAUGCUUGUCUGGGAAGAAUUUUUUGAUGAACUGAAACAAACUAAAAGGAAUGCCAAAGUUUAUGAGAAAAUGGCAAACAAACUCUUUGAAAUGACUGGAGAAAUUCGCCAUGGAGAAGAAAUAAAGAUAAAAAUUACAAACAUGACAUUCCAGUACAGGAAAUUAAAAUGCAUGACUGACAGCGAAACUCUUGCACCGGAUUGGCCUUAUUUUAAAACCAUUGACAGAAUAUUGUCUAAAGUGUCAGAGCACAACGAUGUGAAAAUGCACGAUGGGCAGCAGCCAGGGCCCUCCACCUCACAGACGGAGGCCUCGCAGUCCCCGUCGGCCAAGUCCACACCUCUCUACUUGCCUUAUAACCAGUUCACCUAUGAAGGGAGAGAAGAAUUUUUUGAAGAUGACCAUUCUGAGAGUUCUUCUAGCUUACUUUCUUAUAAGUUAAGAACUGAAGAAAGGCCCAUGAAGAAAAGGAAAAUGCAAAGCUGUAACUUUCAAAAAAAGAAACUCAAGCUAAUGGAAGCCAUGCUAGAGGAACAGAAGAAGCUGAGCAGAGCCAUGGAGGAGACGUGCCGGGAAGUACGGAGGAUUCUGGAUCAGCAAAACAUCAUCCAGGUUCAGAGUCUGCAGCUGCAAGAAAGAAUGAUGAACCUUUUGGAGAAAAUGAUCUCCAAAGCCAAUGUUUAGUUUAUUUUGGGAUGGCCACGGAAGUACAAUAUUAAUCUAUUUUAGAGAAACUGCAUAUUAUAUAG
Euleptes europaea (tarantolino) is the source of this 1007-nucleotide messenger RNA. RefSeq names its product Myb/SANT DNA binding domain containing 1 (gene MSANTD1). The coding region runs from base 163 to 942 and encodes 259 amino acids. Gene Ontology annotation, biological process: positive regulation of DNA-templated transcription. The record is from RefSeq and is a predicted model, not a curated record. Gene Ontology annotation, cellular component: nuclear body. The transcript is spliced from 3 exons. Lineage: Eukaryota; Metazoa; Chordata; Lepidosauria; Squamata; Sphaerodactylidae.